Poeciliopsis prolifica (blackstripe livebearer) is the source of this 779-nucleotide messenger RNA. RefSeq lists its product as uncharacterized. The record is from RefSeq and is a predicted model, not a curated record. The coding region runs from base 1 to 657 and encodes 218 amino acids. NCBI's taxonomy places the organism in Eukaryota, Metazoa, Chordata, Actinopteri, Cyprinodontiformes, Poeciliidae. The transcript is spliced from 3 exons.
AUGGAUUAUUAUUUUUAUAUGAACUACCUAACCUGGGCCCUAGUCAAUGGGCCUGUCAGCGUAAUCAACUUCAUAAUUAAUGCAUUUUACAUCUUCUGCAUCGUGUGUCCGCUCCACAGAGAAAGGAUCAAGCAACCUCUAAAGCUACUUCUGGGCUCCUUGAUUGUUCCUGCACAGAAAACCAUCUUCAUCCGGAUUAAGAAGAACAUCAAACCAACCAUCUUCUUCAUUUUGCUUUUAGAAAACAUUUACGAUUUACUGGAUUUAGUCUUGGUUGUUAUGGCUCCCAAUUCUACUGGAUCUGAACUCAACAUGACUUCUGCGGUGGAGGCAUUCAUCUCCAAACCGGUGGAACAGUUGCUGAACCAGACUGUGGACAUAUAUGCUAUUUUGGCUAUCAUAAAGAAGUGUCAUUUUUAUCUAUCUUUUGUUCUGAUGAUGACAUCUAGUUGUCUCACUGUAGUCUAUCUAGGAAUGCACAUUCGGCGUAUGGUUAUAAAUGGACAGUCCCUUUCCAGUGCUCGGCUCAGUAGCCAGUUGAGAGUCACCAUCACUGGCAUCAUUCAGGGUUUUCUGUAUUUUUCCUUUACAGUCUGGCAGGAGUACUUGUUUACUUCUCAGCAAAAUAUGUCUGCUUUUGUGAGUCUUUAUGUAUGAUCAACAGCGGUCAGUUUUACAUGUUGGGCACCACAUUUAACCUCAGAGCUGGUCAGUCUGUGUUCAGGCAGAGAGCAGCAGAUAUGUGGAGCAGAGCAGGUCGGUGGUUUAACAGCUGGCAG